Molecule: messenger RNA, 2951 nt
Organism: Gavialis gangeticus (Gharial)
Lineage: Eukaryota; Metazoa; Chordata; Crocodylia; Gavialidae
Gene: KMT5A
Product: lysine methyltransferase 5A
Exons: 7
Coding region: 50-982 (310 amino acids)
Molecular function (GO): histone H4K20 methyltransferase activity; protein binding
Source: RefSeq, a predicted model, not a curated record
GGAGGCGGCGGCGGACGGCGCGGAGCGGAGGUGCGGCGGCCGGCCCAGGAUGAACGGGGAGAACGUAUUUAUUGGUCAGUCCAAAAUCUACACCUACCUGAGUCCUAACAAAUCUCCAGGUGCUCGUCCUCCACUUCAAGAAGAAAACUGUGUCAUGCAUCACGAAGUGAAGUGUCAGGGCAAAACAAUAAAUGAAACGUGCAGAAAAGGAGAUGAAAAAAGAAAUGCUGGUAAUCCAAUAGAAGGUGCUACAAAACCAGAAGACCAGAAAGAUAAAGAAAGUGGGUGUGAUUCUUCAGCAUCUGUUCCUAAUCAAAAUCAAGAAGCUGCAGAAACUCGAAAGAAUAUGCCUCUGCCUUCUAAUAGUACUGAUGCAGCAAAAGCAAAGCAAGCUCAGAAGAAGGUGGUUAAAGCAAAAGGACCAAGGAGAAAAGCACAAGGAAAAACCUCACAGAAUCGAAAAGUGACAGAUUAUUAUCCUGUUAGAAGAAGUUCCAGGAAGAGUAAAACUGAACUACAGACUGAGGAAAAGAAGAGAAUAGAUGAACUAAUUACAAAUGGGAAAGAAGAAGGAAUGAAGAUUGAUUUCAUUGACGGUAAAGGGCGAGGAGUAAUCGCUACCAAACGUUUUAAUCGUGGAGAAUUUGUAGUAGAAUAUCAUGGGGAUCUCAUAGAGAUCACUGAUGCUAAAAAGCGAGAGGCUGUCUACGCACAGGAUCCAUCCACAGGCUGCUACAUGUACUAUUUUCAGUACCUCAGCAAAACGUACUGUGUUGAUGCUACAAAAGAGACUAAUCGUCUGGGAAGGCUGAUCAAUCACAGCAAAUGUGGCAACUGUCAAACAAAACUUCAUGACAUUGAUGGUGUACCUCAUCUCAUACUGAUAGCUUCGCGGGACAUUAAAGUGGGUGAAGAACUGUUGUAUGAUUAUGGAGACAGGAGCAAGGCUUCCAUUGAAGCUCAUCCGUGGCUGAAACACUGAUUCAUCCUUCUUUGGCCUGACCGCUCUUGAAGGGAGUGGAUGGAUUUUUUUCAGCUCUCCUAGUGGACUGCUUCUGAUGUCUUAACUUCUUUAAAAACCAUUUUUGCUCUCUAGCAUUUAAAUGUUACAAGUUUCCAGGCAAGCUUGAACACGUGACCCAAGAUGACAAAACUUACAUUGUAAAGAAACCUGAACACUUUUUUGCAUCUAGAGUGACCUGUGCUGCAUGAACAUGCAGUCAAUGACUUCUGCAGUUUAAAGGAAUCUCUUGGGCUGUGCUUCUCCUUUUGGCUCUGAAGUUUCAUGCCUUUUUUUUUUAGGAAGAGAGAUCUACGCAGUGUCAGCUUUUAUGACAACAGAUGUAUCCCUGUUCUCUGACUCUGGUGUCCAAUAACGUGACUAUCUGUAAGACUCUUUAAAACAUAGUGCUGAUGGGCCAAGGAUGCCAGUGUGGCAGAUUACUGUUCUGUCAUUCUGGCUUUUCCAGCAGGGUACCUCUUGUUGAGGACAAAAUCUGUAAAUGCAUUGGCACUAGAAGAAUGAAUAGCUAACCUAGCUACUCUCUCCAGAGAGGUAACUUUAAUCUGUGUGUUGCUGAUCUUGUACAUGGCAGGCUGAUUAGAAAUGUGAAGGGAAAGCUUACAAGUGAUUGCUAUGAGGACUUUUUUUUUUUUUUUUUUAAGUUAGUGUGUUCUAAAGUUUCUGAGAGAGUACCUUUUCUGUAGCUGGUGCCUGAUCUGGAGGGGGUGCUGAAAGGUUUUUAAAGAAACAAAAAAACUAAAGAACCCCUCUCCCAAAUGUAUUGCCUAACAAUGUUGUUUAGCCAUGUUGAGACUAUUUAUUUACUGUGAAUGCUGGAAAUUAGGGAAUAAAGGUUCAAAAUAUGUAUGCUCUUCUUCAUGUGCAGCUUCAAUCAAUAGGGGAGGAGUUCUACAUGAAGAGGUAGAUUCCUUAGAGCCUAGUCCUGACAGCUCUUGAUCACUGUCUAGUCCCACUUUGGAAGUUGAGGAUGCUUAGCAUCUAGCACAUUAUGCUCAGAGCAUUAUAGGUUUGGGCUUAGUAUAGUUUGGGUUCUCCAGCGGUAUAGGUGACCUAUACAGUAGGGGCCCUUACAAUAAAGGUGAACUCAUCAAUUGGAAUUUUUGCCAAGAUGUGCUUGGCAUGUACAUAGCUAAUGAUGGCCCUGGGCUAUCAGCCACAUUUGCUGCUAGAUGUCAGCAAGAGAUUCUGUGGCUCUAUUAAUGUCCUCUGCUCCCCCGUGUCUCCAAGGCUGCUGCUCCUGCUGGCAUCAACCAGGACAGUGGUGUACGCUUGCCUAUGUGAUAGGCUGUAGAGUAACACCACCCUGGCUGUGCAUUUCAGCAGCAAAAGGUGGCUUGGUAAUGUAUUUUAAGAGUGAAACUUGAAGAAAAUAUCUAAAAUAAAAAAUAUAUUUAUUAACAAUGAAAUGAUUGCUGUAGUACCUGCCUCUGUCUGAACAGUUUCUUAAGCAAGCUGUGAAAAUGGUCUAGUUCUUAAUACCUUGUACUAUCCAUCCCUCUUUCCAUGGUAUGCUUAGCAAGGAGGCUGCAUGUGCUCAGUUAGCUUAACCGCUGUUUAAACAGAGUGGAACUGGUGUUCAAGUGGAAACCACUUUCCAGCACUAUGCUUCCUCAUACUCUGUAAAGAAAAUCCAAUUACUGAUGUAGCUCCUUCAGAGACCUUCCACUUACAGCAGACUCUAGCAAGUAGGCACACUCUCUGAGAAGCACGCCUCCAUGCUAGUCUUUAUUCUGCCACUAGCUUACUCUAAUCUUGUUAUACUGCUCUUCACUUCUCUGUUCCUUGUUUUAUGAGAGGAGGAUUCUGGUAUUGUGACCUACUUAACUUUUCUUAUUAAAAUGUUUUUUUCAGUUUGUGGUUUGUAGAGUUCUACAGGCACUUGAGUGGUACAGCUGUGCAACAUGGUAAUAAAGCUAAUAUGACACUG